CUUAGACUGAAAGAUAUCGACCCAUUUGAUAAAGUGGUCAAUCAUGGCGGUGGAAGAGAAAGCGGUAAUUAAGUACGGAAUCAUCGGAGUGGGGAUGAUGGGAAGGGAGCAUCUCCUCAACCUUUACCAUCUCAGGGACGAAGGCGUGGAAGUUGUAUGCAUCGCGGACCCACACAUUCCUUCCCAACAACAAGCCUACCGGCUUUCACUUUCUUUUCAAUGGCCUAUUCAGAUAUUUUCAGGGCAUAAGGCUCUGUUGGACAGUGGGCUCUGCGACGUACUGAUAGUCUCGACACCAAACAUGACUCACCAUGAGAUUCUAAUGGACAUUUUGAAUCAUCCCAAACCUUACCAUGUUUUAGUUGAGAAGCCUCUCUGCACUUCGGUUGAGCACUGUAAAGAGGUGAUGGAGGUGGCCGGCCGGUUGAAACCGGACAUGCUGGUCCAAGUGGGGCUGGAGUAUAGGUACAUGCCGCCUGUGGCGAAGUUGGCAGAGAUCGUCAAAGGUGGAUCUUUAGGGCAGGUCAAAAUGGUGUCAAUCCGAGAGCAUCGUUUUCCUUUCCUAGUUAAGGUAAACAAUUGGAACCGGUUUAAUUGUAACACAGGUGGCACUCUAGUUGAGAAAUGCUGCCACUUCUUUGAUCUUAUGAGACUAUUUGCUGGUGCAAACCCAGUUCGUGUUAUGUCUUCUGGAGCUAUUGAUGUGAAUCACAAGGAUGAGAUCUACGAGGAUGGCAAGGUGCCUGAUAUAAUAGACAAUGCCUAUGUUAUUGUAGAGUUUGAAAAUGGAUCUCGGGGCAUGCUGGACCUGUGUAUGUUUGCUGAGGGAAGCAAAAAUGAACAAGAGAUAUCUGUUACGGGUGACAUUGGCAAGGGUGAAGCAUUUAUCCCAGAAAGCAUAGUCCGCUGGGGUAUACGAGAGGAGGGUCGAGCAGGGGUUCAAACCAUAAACACCAAAGAUGAUCGAAUAAAGUAUAAUGGAUUGCACCAUGGGUCUAGCUACUUGGAACACCUUCACUUCUUGUCUGCAAUAAGAGAAAAAGGAGCAAGAGCUCCAUCCGUCAGCUUAUAUGAUGGAUUGAUAUCGGUUGCCAUGGGUGUGGCUUCACAACUUUCAAUUGAAAAGGGGAGAUUUAUUGCCAUCAAUGAGAUUUUAAAAUAAUUGUUUCAAAAUUGAAUAGUGCGUGUAGUGGCUAUUGCAAAAUGUUCUGUUUUCAUCAUAUCCUAAGGUGGUUAAGUCUUUUCUCCCUAUUUUAUAUGCAAAUGUGAUUACCACUUUUAAUAUUUCUAUGGACAAUUGUAAUUGUGAUUACCACUUUUUCUUAUUGCAAUUGUGAUUACCACUGUUUCUUAUUUCUAUUAAGGUGGUUAAUUUUUCUGUUUUCA
Messenger RNA from Cuscuta europaea, 1386 nucleotides. The record is from the annotation of a GenBank genome assembly. NCBI's taxonomy places the organism in Eukaryota, Viridiplantae, Streptophyta, Magnoliopsida, Solanales, Convolvulaceae.